Molecule: messenger RNA, 1088 nt
Organism: Aureobasidium pullulans EXF-150
Lineage: Eukaryota; Fungi; Ascomycota; Dothideomycetes; Dothideales; Saccotheciaceae
Exons: 1
Coding region: 172-741 (189 amino acids)
Source: RefSeq, a predicted model, not a curated record
AUAUUGAGAUAUCGAGAUCGCAAAGAGCAAGGCGAGGACAACUUCGAGGUAUAAGAGUCCUGCUGUCUGCUCCCCAAGACUGAACAUAUCAACUCACUAUCUAUUCUUCCCAAGCCCAAGACUCCUUCAACCUUCCAUCUCAACCCCUUCCAACCAAAACCACCAACAGCCAUGCGUUUCACUCAGACCUUCUUCAUCGCCGCAGCUCUUGCUGCUGUUGGCUUUGCCGACGAUGACGGACCUUGCGACCCUCAGAACGACAACGGCGUAGUCUGCAGCAACGGCACUCCCGUCUCAAGCGAUGGUGUCGCAAUCAACACAAACAGUGUAACGACCACUGUCACAGACGCCGAUGCCUCAAGCACCAGCCUUGGCUCUCGCAUCUCUUUGAUCUCUUCCACAGACACUGCUAUUCUUGUGUCCACCAGCACCAACGUCGAAUUUGGCACAACCUCUCUUCCUUCGUCUCUUGACACUCGCACUGCCACCAACUUGAAUACCAUCGUUCAGACCCGUGAGUCCGUUUACACGACCAACACCCUCAGCAACUCUGCAAGCAGAUCUAGCGCAAUCAGCAACACUGUUGCAACCUCUACCAACACGGUUACCACUGGCACUGCUGCAUCUGGAACUGCUGCUUCGUCCACUUCGACCGACAACUUUGCCGCCCUCCAGACCGCGGGAAAGUACGCUCCUUUCGGUGUCGCAGUUGCCGCUCUCGGUUUUGCUGCCGCCCUCUAAGCAAUGACUUUGUAAAGUCUGCCUUGCGAAGAUUCCUCCAAGCAACCAGAGGUCAGAACGAAGUCCAGCGUGGGCCGAAAAGUAUCAGAACUAGGUGUCAGCUUUCAAACCUGGAUAGACUUGCUCUUUGGGGACGAUUGUGAGGAGGAGAUGUAUCUAAUAAGUCUGUAGCAUGAUUAUUUAUGAAUUUCUUUGUACCCAAAACUUGUGUCCCAGCUUUUCUAUGUGCAUUCGUAAGUUGAGGGUGAUUUUGAGAGGCGAUAGAUUGGAGGAUUCGGUUUACUCUCGUUUGCAUUUCGUUUGCAUCGAUUAGUUCUCGAUACUGCGAGUGUUGAAAUGAAUUUCCU